AUGAAGAUCAUCAUUGUCGGCUGCGGCCUAGGUGGCCUUGCUUGCGCAAUAGCUUGUCACAGGGAAGGCUUACAGGUUCUUUUGCUGGAGCGGGCGCCAUCCAUUCUGCCAGUUGGAGCAGGAAUCCAGAUCCCACCGAAUGCGACAAGGAUUAUGCAGCAUUUUGGUCUUGAAGACCGCCUUCGCCAGCGUGGAGCUGUGCGUAUUCACUCACGCAAUCUUCUACGAUAUUCAGAUGGGCACACCUUGUGUAACCGACCUGGUCUAGAUGAUAUGGUCAAUGAUUUUGGAGCAUCCUACUACGUUAUACACCGCGCCGACUAUCAGGAACUUCUGCUAGAAGAAGCUGUAAGGAUAGGUGUGGACUUCCGCCCAAAUUCCGAAGUCUCGCAGAUUAUAUUCGACGAGAGUCCUAAGGUUGUGCUAAGAACCGGAGAUGAAAUUACCGCCGACGUGAUUGUAGGAGCGGAUGUUAAGCUUCCAAGUUUGUGGUCGACAACACGGGACCAGAUCCUGGGUCGGUCGAGUCCUCCUCAAGAAACCGGUGACCUUGCAUUUAGAGGGACUUUCCCUCUUGCAAGGUUAGAAAAAAUAGAAGAUGAUGGCAUUCGAGACCUCAUCACAUCCCAAAAGGCGUGCCUGUGGAUGGGUCCAGACAAACAUUGCUCGUUUUAUCCUGUUCGAAACGGACAGGAAUUUAACUUGGUCCUGUUGACUCCUGACGAUCUUUCAGAAGGCAUUAGAACGUCUCAGGGCAGCAUUAAUGAACUGAGAUAUAUGUUCGAAGGAUGGGACCCUACGUUGCUGCAGCUGAUAUCAUGUAUGAACGACAGUUUACUGAAAUGGAAACUUUGUCAUCAUACUGAGUUAGAAAGUUGGGUCAAAGGAAGCGUAGUAUUGCUCGGCGAUGCCUGUCAUCCAUCUCUCCCAUACCAGGCUCAAGGAGCGGCAAUGGCGGUUGAAGACGGUGCGGUCCUAGGCCUCUUGCUGGGGAAAUUUUCAAGAUUGAACAAACAAUCUGCUAAUAGUACGGCGAAUGUUCACUCUCUUCUCAAACUGUACGAAUCCAUUAGAAAGUCGCGGACGACCACCAAUGUCCUCGGAUCUAUACGCAAUCGAGAAAUGUUUCACAUGCACGACGGCAUUGAUCAGCGAAAGAGGGACGAAGAACUCUCGCGUGUGGACUGGAAGACACCAUGCCCGUGGCAGUGGGGAGAUAUUGGCUAUCAGAAUGAACUGAUGGGGUUUGAUGCUGUAAAACAUGCCAACGUUGCGUUCGAGAAAUGGACAGAGAAAUUGUCUGGCGAUAUGAUGUGA
This is a messenger RNA of Exophiala spinifera, 1317 nucleotides long. RefSeq lists its product as uncharacterized. Lineage: Eukaryota; Fungi; Ascomycota; Eurotiomycetes; Chaetothyriales; Herpotrichiellaceae. The transcript has 8 exons. Bases 1 to 1317 code for a protein of 438 amino acids. Gene Ontology annotation, molecular function: FAD binding; monooxygenase activity. The record is from RefSeq and is a predicted model, not a curated record. Gene Ontology annotation, biological process: secondary metabolite biosynthetic process.